CUUAAUUAUUUAUUUCCAAUCCAACCAGUUCCAGCUGGGCCCACUGCGUCCACAUUGUUCUUUAAGUCAUAAUCAAACUUCAAUUCUCCGCCGUUUUUCAUCUUUUAAAGGAACCAUAAGAAUAAACCCCUCAAACCUCACAAAAUUAAUCCCAUGGAAAUCUUUCCCUACUCUUCUUAUCCAGAAUCCGACGAUUCUUCGCCUCACUAUCGAGAAAUGGAAUGCGAAAACCAGUCAUGGGACGACCCGCCGUUGAUGAACGCUACGAGUAAUUCUAAUAAAAAGGUUAUGUGCAGUUAUGGGGGCAAAAUCCAGCCGCGUUCACACGAUAACCAGCUCGCUUACGUUGGUGGAGAUACGAAGAUCCUGGCCGUUGAUCACAACAUAAAGUUUUCUGCUAUAAUGGCCAAGUUAUCUUCUCUCCACGGUGGGGAUUGUGAGGUAUAUUUCAAGUAUCGGCUUCCCGGUGAAAAUCUCGACGCUUUGAUUUCCGUUACAAAUGAUGAAGAUCUGGAGCAUAUGAUGGUGGAAUAUGGUCGGACGCAUCGUGUCUCCGCCAAACCGGCCCGGUUGAGGCUGUUUUUAUUCCCGUUGAACCCACCGUUAGUGGCGCCAGGAUUUGAAGGGAGUGAACUGAAGUCUGAGCGGCAAUGGUUUGUUGACGCCUUGAAUUCGGGUCAGAUUCAAAAUCUUGAUGCCACUUUGCCUCCAGCUGCUGCGGUGCCGGUGACGAAUCUUGAUUUCCUCUUCGGUUUGGAUAAGGUGAAGGUGCCGGAUUUUUUACCUCCUCCGUGGGAUCGGACUGCGGAUUCGGAGGACCGACAUGUAAUUGCGGACCCGAUGAUGUUUCCAGCGGAGAUCCAGAGACAGAUCCAGGAGUUACAGAGGAUGCAUAUUGCUGCAACUCAAGAACAAGGCAUUUUGCAGAGAAAAGUUGAUGAAUCAAACGCUAAAGCUUUCAGCACUCAAGAUUAUUCUAAAACGUCAGAUAAAAUCACCACUUCACCGGCACCGAUAUCAGCUCCGUUGCAAAUUUUGAUUCAAACGGCAUAUUUAACCAACGCUGCUUAACGGCAACUGCAGCC
Messenger RNA from Hibiscus syriacus, 1085 nucleotides. RefSeq lists its product as uncharacterized. The transcript is spliced from 2 exons. Lineage: Eukaryota; Viridiplantae; Streptophyta; Magnoliopsida; Malvales; Malvaceae. Bases 154 to 1071 code for a protein of 305 amino acids. The record is from RefSeq and is a predicted model, not a curated record. Gene Ontology annotation, molecular function: protein binding.